Molecule: messenger RNA, 1425 nt
Organism: Daldinia caldariorum
Lineage: Eukaryota; Fungi; Ascomycota; Sordariomycetes; Xylariales; Hypoxylaceae
Exons: 1
Coding region: 1-1425 (474 amino acids)
Source: RefSeq, a predicted model, not a curated record
AUGGACUCGAGCACUAGGCAUACGGUGAUUCUUGAUCUCUCUAACGAGUUACUCGGAAUGAUAUUCGAGGAGCUCAAGGCUUCUCUUCGGGGUUCCAACGACGAGAAAACGCACAUCGAAAGGACUCGGGCUAUCGGCAACGUGCGUCUCACUUGCCAGAGAUUCUGUAGCACUAGCUCCCAUAUACUCCUAGAUACUGUCACUGUCGAAAUGAACCUACUUUCGGUCCGACGAUUUCUGGAUAUGUCGCAGCAACCCCUCAUAGCACACGGAGUGCGGACAAUACGUGUCCUACUACACUACUAUGAUCGAGCCCUAGCAGAAAGCUUACAAAUUUACGGAUUUCAUAACGCGUUGAAAAUACACGAUGUCCAGAUUGUUUACCCCUCGAGAGCCCGCGAUGAAAUAGAGAGAGAAAUACGGAUACAAGAGAGGUAUGAAACAGAUCGGCGAUUAGUGAACAUACAGAUAGGGCAACUUAACUACGGCUCAUUCGAACGCAUGCUUCGAUCAGCUCACGAUAUUUACCGAUCUUUUUAUGAAGAACAGGAAUAUCUUCAAAAACAAAAACUUUUUAGUUACUGUAUAACCCGUGGAAUAGCCAGAAUGUCUGGUGUUCGGGAACUGGAAUUCUGUGACGGCAAGAUUCACAUGCCUUCCAUCCGCAACAUGAGAAGACCUGACAAAAUGCUACAAAUGAUGAUCGCCCCACAUACAUGGUUUGAAUCUGUUUACCAUGGACUGAAAUCGCCACCAUCUGAAGUCAUUGUCGAUUUACCACUCAUUCUUGGCGAAAUUGGGGUCCAGCUCCCUAGCCUCCGGAUCGAAGUUCUAUUGAAUAAGUCAAACUUGGGCGAAUUAAACCAGAAGUUCUUAACCAACUUGGCGGCUACAAUGACAAAUCUUAAGAAUUUCGCAUGUAUUCAAAAGCCCGAGCAUCGUUACGACAGGCGAGCCCCAACGCCAUUAUCAAUACCUGGUUACGUACGCGCCAUGUUAGAUGGUUCAAAUAUUGAAGAGAUCCAUCUAUACAACUACCCGAAGGGAGGAGGGUGUACUUUCGAUUCUAUACCACAAAUAUAUUGGCCAAAUCUGAAGAGAGUACGAUUGGGAAGGGCUCAUUUCCACUCAACAUGUCUAUGCCGGUUUUUACAUGGCUGCAAUCCGGUCGUUUUCAAGCACCUGCAUAUUCGGGAGAUGAUACUUUUGGACGGCACUUGGGCUGAGACUCUAGAUAUUCUACGGAGAUCUAAUUUGGUUCAUGUCACUAUCUACCGUCCUUUGGGCGGAGAGUCCUCAGCUCUGAGUAUAAAGAAGAGGAAGGAGUUUAACGAGUUGUUCAGGACCGACACGAGUGGCCUAAGCAAGGCCACGAAGUACAUACAGGGGUUAGCUACUGAUAACCCGGUUAUGGAAGUGGUUUAA